Messenger RNA from Morus notabilis, 2190 nucleotides. Its product is annotated as probable L-type lectin-domain containing receptor kinase S.7. Bases 153 to 2159 code for a protein of 668 amino acids. Gene Ontology annotation, biological process: protein phosphorylation. The transcript has a single exon. Lineage: Eukaryota; Viridiplantae; Streptophyta; Magnoliopsida; Rosales; Moraceae. The record is from RefSeq and is a predicted model, not a curated record. Gene Ontology annotation, cellular component: plasma membrane. Gene Ontology annotation, molecular function: ATP binding; protein kinase activity; carbohydrate binding.
UUUCUCUCCAAACAACUCUGUUCUGAAUUAUCCCCAACCUCUCUCCGAUCUCAAAAAAGCCAAACAUAUCACAAAAACAAAACAAAACCCAUUUCUCUUUCUCCUUCAAAAAUCACGGCACGAAAUCAAAAUACUCUGAAAAUCCAUUAAUUAUGCCUCCAAGAAAGCUUCUUGUUUUCUCCAUCAUCUUUUUCUUUUUUCACUCCUCUGCUCACAAUGUCAGCUUUGACUUCCCUUCCUUCAGCCUCAGAAACUUCACUCUCCUCGGCGACUCGUACCUCCGAAACGGCGUAUUAGGCCUCACCCGAGAGCUCGGCGUGCCGUCCUCCAGCGCCGGGACCGUCAUCUACAACAACCCCGUCAGAUUCCACGACCCUGAAACCAACUCCACGGCAUCUUUCUCCACAAAAUUCUCCUUCUCCAUCACCAACAUCAACCCGGACUCCUCCGGCGACGGCCUCUCCUUCUUCCUCUCGCCGGAGAAUCGCACGCUCGGUAGCCCCGGAGGUUACCUGGGCCUCGUCAAUUCCUCCCAACUGACGCAAAACAAGUUCGUCGCAAUCGAAUUCGACACUCGAAUGGACCCGCAUUUCGAGGACCCGAACGACAACCAUGUCGGGCUCGAUGUCGAGAGCCUAAUUUCGAUCAAGACCGGGGAUGUGAUGCUCCAGGAGAUUAGUCUCAAGAGUGGGAAUGCCAUAACUGCUUGGAUUGAUUACAAGAAGGAUCAAGAAAAGCUUAAGAUCUUCCUUAGUUACUCGAAUCUUAAGCCCGAUAAUCCGGUUUUAAGCGUGGACAUUGAUCUCUCCAAGUACUUGAAGGAGAAUAUGUAUUUGGGGUUUUCAGCUUCCACUGAAGGAAGUACUGAGCUUCAUUUGAUUGAGAAUUGGAGUUUCUCUACAUAUGGGUUUUUGAAAUUAAGGUCAAGAUUGAAUCCUCACAAUGUGUCGGACAACACGGUGAUGAUGACACCGAUGAUUCCGGCGAGGAAUUCUUCGAGUAAUGAUCACAAAAGGCUCGGUUUGGGGCUCGGGAUUGCUGGUCCAGCCUUCUUUUUGGUUGUCCUUGUGGUGUUUGGUUAUGUGUCUUUGAGAAAAUGGAAGAGUUUUAAGACUCAAAAGAGCUUCAAAAGUGAUGUUUUGGCAGGUCCUAGAGAGUUCACUUAUAGAGAGCUGAAGUUGGCCACAAAAGGGUUUCAUUCUAGUAGGAUCAUAGGGCAUGGAGCCUUUGGGACAGUGUACAAAGCCUUCUUUGAUGGCUCGGGGACCAUAGCCGCGGUGAAGAGGUCGAGGCAUUCCCACGAGGGGAAAAUUGAGUUCUUGGCCGAGCUCUCGAUUAUCGCUUGCUUGAGGCAUAAGAAUCUGGCUCAGCUCCAAGGGUGGUGUGUUGAGAAAGGUGAAUUGCUUCUUGUCUAUGAUUACAUGCCCAAUGGCAGCCUUGACAAGUUGCUUUACCAAGAACAACAACAGCCCGGGAAAGGCGAAAACGUGUUGAGUUGGUCUCAUAGGCACAACAUCGCAGUUGGGCUGGCUUCUGUUUUGACAUAUCUUCACCAAGAGUGUGAGCAACAGGUCAUCCAUAGGGACAUAAAGACAGGAAAUGUGUUGCUUGAUGGGAAUUUCAAUCCAAGGUUGGGAGAUUUCGGGUUAGCGAAGCUUAUGGACCACGACAAGAGCCCGGUUUCUACUCUAACCGCCGGGACAAUGGGCUACCUCGCACCCGAGUAUCUUCAAUAUGGGAAGGCCACUGAGAAGACGGAUGUUUUCAGUUAUGGUGUUGUGAUCCUUGAAGUGGCUUGUGGGAGGAGGCCGAUAGAGCGAGAGACGGGCGGUCAGAAGAUGGUGAAUUUGGUGGAUUGGGUUUGGGGUUGGCACUCCGAAGGGAAGAUCAUUGAGGCUGCUGACAAGAGGCUAGUUGGGGAGUUUAGGGAGGAGGAGAUGAGGAAGCUGUUGCUUGUGGGGCUGAGCUGCGCCAACCCUGAUAGCGCGGAGAGGCCCUCGAUGAGGAGGGUGUUGCAGAUAUUGAACAACGAGGCCGAACCAGUCGCGGUACCAAGGCUCAAGCCUAGCAUCACUUUCUCUUGUGGCUUGCCUCUCACCUUGGAUGACAUUGUUUCUGAUGAUGAUGAUGAGUAUGAGAUUAAGAUUACCUCUGUUUGAUUUUUUUUCUUUUCAAGGCCUUCUUUAUAUA